This is a messenger RNA of Caenorhabditis auriculariae, 5141 nucleotides long. The record is from the annotation of a GenBank genome assembly. NCBI's taxonomy places the organism in Eukaryota, Metazoa, Nematoda, Chromadorea, Rhabditida, Rhabditidae.
AUGCUUCACCACUCCUACGAACUCGCGAACGACUUCAAGCGGGGCGGCGUCGUUCCAUCGUCGCCGCUCGCCCAGCGCAACACUCUUCUCUCCAUCGGUACGUCCUUCCCUUCGAAGCAUGCAAGUGACAUCUCCGGAACGCUUCAUUCCCUACAUUUUUGAAGUUUAAAAAUCGAAAAGUUAACUGAGAUUAUUGCCCACCAAAUGAACCGUACUAUACCUCGAUCAAUCCAAGAAACUAGGAGGAACAGGAUUCGAAUUUAAUCACUCGUGUGGGGGACCGGUUCUCAACUUCAUUUAUUCUUUUCACUUUAUGGAUGAAUCUUUAUUAUUAGAAAAAAACUUUAAGGAAAAACCAAUGUCCUUUCGGUUUCUUUUCUAUAAAUCCCAUGUUGCCUAAAUGAAAUCUUCUGGAACGAAAAAUGGUAAUUUUAGUCCUGGAAAAAAAAAUUUCAAAGAUUGGUGAUAAGGAAUAAAGUUGGCGUUUUCUUUGUUGUGAAACGAUAAAAUUGUACCAUUCAAUUCUCUUUUGAAAAAAAAAACCCUUUUUUGAAAUUAAAGGGGAACCGGGUACAUUUCAACCUCAAGUAGACGUUAGUUUUAUAUAAAUUUUUUGGAUCAUUUAAAUAAUCAUAUGAAACUCGCUUGAAGCUGAUUCCUUAAGAAAAACUGACUAAUUUCCUCUAGAUCAAGGUUAGAAAUCAGGGAUUCUAUAGGGUUUUCAAAAAAAUCUUUAAUGGUCGCUUAAAAGCGCAGGGAAGCGACUUUUCUUUUCAGUUAAUCAAAAAAAUAAAAAAAUGUGAUUUUAAAAUUUUUUUGAUCUGUUUUUUUGCCUAUUCACAAGUAAACUUAUGGUUCUGAAAUAUAUGCUCCUUUUCUUUUUUCUAUACUAUGACCUUUAUCAGAAAAACAUUUUGCUUAUCUAUAAUCUGGAGUUAAGAAAAAAGCCAAGUUUUGUGAGGUUAUGUGACAAAAGAACAAAAGUAAUAUCAAACGUCUGAUUGACUUUUUAAAAAAUUUUUAUGAAUUGAAACUCGAUUUCUUCGCAUCUGACAUGUGAAAGUCGUGUAAGUUUCAAAUCCGAUCAAUAUGAUUUUAAUCUUGAAAGAUAGGUCUAGCCAAGUUUCUCGAUGUGCUUUUUAAAGAGAAGAAAGUGAAACGUUUUUGCUAAAAGGUUUUUCAGUUUCAUUUCACAAUCAAUGUGUUCUUGGACACGAUUUUUGUGAGUCAGUGUUCUUUUUGCGAUGCUCUUUCUCUCUCUCGCUCAUAGACGUUGUACGAUUUUUCGAACGAAAACGCGUAAAAAUGACUCCAAUUGCUUUUCGAAAACUUUUUGCAGUCUUUACUUCAGUUCGCGGAAUACUUGGAACAACUUUUAAAAGUUCGAUACUUACUGGAGAUCGAACAGGGAAGAUAUCAAGAACGUUUUGAAGCAUCUUCAAAAAAAGGAAAAAUUUGAGAAUAAUAAUUUCUUAUAAUCUUAUAUUUUUUUAUGCUGUGGUAUUUUUUUGCUGCAGUAGAAAAAGAAUGAAAAAAAUGUUUUAUUAAAUAUUAAUAAAUCUUCGGUUUUUCAUUCCGCGUUUAACCGGUGUAUAAACCUGUAACAAAAAAAUAUCGUAGAUAAAAUUUAAAAUUAAUAAACUUGCUUGUUCGAAAGGUACAAUAUUUGAAAAUAAAUUUCGGCGAUCGCAAGUUUGAGAACGAAAAAAAGUCGAGCUUGAGCCAAGUUACAACAGGUUUCGAACAAGAAACAGGUAUAAGAUUUGAGCGGCCGUUUCGUUUUUUGAUGGAAAUUUUCUACUUUCCAAAUUCUUUAAUUCGACAAAGGUUGCUUUCGACUUAACACUGCGAUUAUAAAAAAAAAGCGGCCGAUAUUUUACCGAAAGGGCGUCGGUGUGUACAGUACUCAGCGGAAGAGAGAACUGAUACGUGUAGGAAAAGACGUUUGUCUUAUCGAUAAGUACGAUCAAAUGUUUGCGAUGAGAUGUCGGAGGGAAGCCGCACCGGCUUACAUGUGUUUGUAUGCUCAGUUUGCCGCCGAAACCAACGGGGCCGCUCGAUUCCGAGAUGACUGAUAUCAUAGACACAAUCACGCCAUGUCCCAUACUGUAGAUUCUGUUCGAGGGAUCACUGUGAGCUGGGCGGAAGAAAACCUAUUUUCCGUUCUUUCGGUUUAUUUUGACUCAUUUCGAAAUUCCGAUAGAUAAUCCAGAUGUUUGGAGGUCAGAAGGCAAGGAAUUUGGGGGGCUGCUCGAGUGAAUCAGGUGGCGCUACACGGAUCUCAAAUGGCUCGAAUUUCUCGAGAGAAAGAGAGAAAUCUUCAUCUUUUGCGACAAAUGUCAUCAUCGACAGCUUCCGCCUCAAUAUUUUUCCAAUCUUUGAGAAAGUAGGGAACAUUAAAAACUUUUGAUACAAGACAGGAAAAGAAGUCUGUGUAAUGACGUAGCGGCAAGAAAAGCAGACGCACCCUUGUGAAAAAGAGCCAGUUUGAAGAUGAUGGUUUCAGACCAGCAACUGCAGCUGAUGAACGCCAUCAACAACAUGGUACGCGCCGGACAGUUCACCUCUCAGCUCGCCAACACCAUUUUCACGUUGUGUGCGCAGCUGAAGACGUCCGGCGUCAUGCUUGAACAGUCGCACAAGAGUGAGUCUUUCUUUUAAAGAUCUUCACGAAGGUGUCUAUCGGAGAUUCUAGAGACCAAUUUUGUAGAUGAACUGAACAAGGUUUUCGUGUCUCUCCGGCAGGCGUGCUGCCGCGACAACGGACAACUUGGAACACCAUGCAGGUCUGAUUCCGCUUUCUGUCAAUGAAAAGAAAUCUGUGAGAAAUGAAAAUAUCGUCAGUUCUCGAAACCAAGCGUUGAACUAACUUCAUUUUUUUCUCAGUAUGUUAGCUACGUAGUGGUAUAGUUCAUGAGAUAGUUCAGCCUUAAUAAAAAGUCUAAUCGUUUUAAAAGGUUUUCCCCUUUGUAUGUAUUAGCUUAUGUUGAAAGUCUCGAUUUCGAAGAUUUUUCAUCCAUUAUCAAUUGUUAAAAACCAAAUGGUUAUUUGGCGAUUCAAACUUCUUCUUCUUCUUUUUCUUACGCCUUCGUCGGCGCUCCAAGUCGAUUAGCCUAUCCUGAUAUCAGCGAUAAUCAGUGGACUGGCUCUAGUGACAUAUCCGUCCUUGCGUGACGACUGGAAUUCUGGAGCCUUGGUUUCUGAAUACUAAAAUUUCUCAAGCUUGUUGGUGAAGUCACGGCGGGGGUCGAGCUUGUGACCUUUUGAACCCUAGACAGGCCCACAACCUGUUGCGCUACGACGCGCUUAUUUGGUGUUUUUUGCGAACAAAAAUAUAUGUGAUUAAACUUUUUAGAAGAUUAUGAAAGUAAAUUGUUUCACAUUUUAACUGAAACGUCUUCAGAAGCUUUAUUUCGAAAAAUCGUGAAAGCUUACUCAGAUUCUGAAAACUGAAAGAAACAGAAAAUGAGCAACUAACGUGUUUACAGGCUGAAGAUAAUGGAACUCGUGGAACUGAGGGCCAUGCACUGGCGCAGCAACUUGGCCCACAGCCAGUACUAUGUCAAUCGUCCUGAACAGCGUAAGUUUUUAAAAAUAUAUCUUUUCUAUGGACAGAAAAAACUUCAGAUCACGACCCUGCGCCCGUCACGUCCUCGGCUGCUCUACCAAUGACGUCAUCGCCGUCGAACGGUCAGCCGACGUCGCCGGUCCCACAACAGAUGCCGUUCGUGCCGCAGAGUCCAAUGUUCCUACCUCAGGACAUGGGCGGUGAGUAAUUUGAUGAAGCCAUCUUCGAGGGAAAGAAGACUGAACUAAGUUUUUGAAGCUACCAAUCCCGGCUUCUACCUGAUCCCGGCCGGCGGAGGCUGGAUGCCGCCGUUGAUGCCUGGCGGAAUGGUGCCGCCGAAUCCGUUUCUGCCUCAGCCAAUGAUGCCUCACGAGGCCGUACUCAUGCGUCAGCGCAGUUUGAAAAAAGUUUCCUUUAUUGCCGAUUUUUAAUAGUCAAGUAUUGUUUGCAGCCAAAUCCAAUCGCAAAGGCGCUACAGCUGCGGCACGAGAUGAUCAUCCGAAACUCCGACUCAGGAAAGAUAAUGGGAGUCAAAGGAAGAAGAGUGGCUCUGGUCGAGCAGAUCACUAACACUGUAAUAAGCUUUCAGAAGGUUUCGAAACAUUUUAAACCUAACAAACAUUUCAAACUAUCUUCAAGGUCGAUCCAAAAAGCAAGGAAAGGACGUUGACUAUCACUGCCUCGUCGAUGGAAGACAUCGAGAAAGCCAAAGACCUUAUCAUCGACACCAUCCGACGCAACAUGAGUCCAGUACGGGUGUGUGAACUCCCCCAAAAGAAAGAAAUCAGCCGUCACAUUUUAGCACGAUACAACAGCGCCUUUGAACGACGACGAUGACGAUUUCGACGAGGAAGAAUCGCAGAACGACAUAUCCAUCGAGACCACACAGGAUGGUAUGCUGAAGCUGUGUUGCGCCGAUCCAGAAGUUCUCCAGGUGAUCCCUUUUUUAUAAGAAGAAAGUUUUACUUUGCCUUUUUCCUCAACGUCUUUAUUCUGAAUAUCCUAUUCCUCUAGGAACACUGAAUGAAUUGACACAGAAAUAAAAAUCUUUUUAGGCGGCACAAGAAGCAUUGUCGGAGUACUUGCGCGUGCGGACACGUCCAAGCGCAGAGGAGCGAGAGAAACGCAAGGAACGGCGCAAGAGUAUGCCCCUCCAGCAAAGUCAACCGGAGAGCAACCUUAAAGUUUGAUCCGAUUCGAUAACGUUUCGGACUUAACAACUUGUGAAAGUUUCAGCCGUCACGGUCGUUUCAUGGAUCGACGCCCAAUUUGGCAGAGCCGACGGCGGCGCUGACUACCACCGUCGUCAUGCCGACCGUCGCCGAAGUCCCGACUAGUUUUGGCGAAGUGGGGUUGGUGAGUGUGUGUACUCUAAUCCUUGGACAAUUUUAACAAAACUUUUUGUUCAGCCAAUUCCGACUUUUCCUUUUUAAAAAUUAGUUUACAGGCCACAAAAUACGACCGCGCAAAACUGAUGGCGUUUCGCGAUUCUUCGUCGCGAAAUUCUCGCGCUGAAGGCAACGAGUUACGUCGCCGACUCGCUUUAGUGGUACCUGAAAUCUUGCGUUUGUAG